Paramecium primaurelia is the source of this 342-nucleotide messenger RNA. Lineage: Eukaryota; Ciliophora; Oligohymenophorea; Peniculida; Parameciidae. The record is from the annotation of a GenBank genome assembly.
AUGGAUUUUGAAGAUGAAGAUAAUGCUUAUUUGGAAGUAGGUGAUAAUCGAAAUGUAAAAUGUCGUCAUUAAAAUAACCACAAUAAGAGAACUAAUCAAAGAGAAAGCUAUUUAAGAAAUUGUAAUAUUCAAAAACGACAAGAAUAAGGAUAUAAAGAUAAAUUAUAGAUUAAUGAUUAAGAAAAUGAAAAAUAAUUAAGGAAACUACAACAAUAGGAAAAGAAAUUGAAGGUGAUAGAAAAAAGAAUUUAAAAAUAAAUGGAUAUCUAAAAAGAUAAUGAAAAGAUGUAGCCUAAAAAAAAGUAAAAAGUUAAUCAUUAAAUUGCUAUAAGAGAAUAAUGA